Messenger RNA from Acromyrmex echinatior (Panamanian leafcutter ant), 829 nucleotides. RefSeq lists its product as uncharacterized. The record is from RefSeq and is a predicted model, not a curated record. Lineage: Eukaryota; Metazoa; Arthropoda; Insecta; Hymenoptera; Formicidae.
UCUGAGCAAUAUUACAUAUAUAUUAAUUUUAAGAACUUUGUAUACGAACUGUUUCAGGUUUACAUAGGACAAUUUACAAAUUUGGAAAUAAUUCAUAUUUGCAAAAUGGAAUGUUGAAAGCCAAAAUAGCAAUCUAUCAAAGACAGAUUUUGCGAAGUAUCUAUUCUCUAGAAAUUUUGUCGACAGAAUACAAUCUGCUAACCGCGGAUAUGAUGGCAGAUUACCAGCAAACACCAAAUGAAAUCUGUAGAAUACUACUCUAUUUAAGUUAAUUAUGGUAGAUUCUUCUCAAUUUCUACCGGUAAUUUGUCAGAUCACAAUGAUAAAACACGAGCUUAAUACUGGAUAAAAACGGGAUUAAAAUAGAAUAAGUAUACAUUAGAAUACAUACUAUUAAUUAAAGUAAACAAGAAGAACAGAGUUAUGAAUGAAAAUAUAUAUAGUUUUGUUCCUAGUAGCUAAAACAGCAUUAAAACAGCAUAGGAACAAAGGUACUUCAUUGAUGUGGCGUUCACCGCGCAUGCGCAGAAAAUCCAAUUCUCCCUACGACGCCGCGCGAUUGGUCGGUCGGCAGAGUGCAGACUUUACGGAGUUUUACGAACGCAGGUCAGCGUCUUCGUCUGCCUUGUUUAUCGUAGCGUGGAAAAGAGAAAAUCAGUUUAGCCAUGGGCGCUACAGUGCGUUGUCAGUCCUUGUCGUGUGCCUUGUCUGUACCUGCCAGCGAUGCGCUUUGUGCGUACGCGUGAUCGCGCGACGGAAUAUGUCCAGGAACGUUCUUCACGCGCCGUGUUCAAUUAGGGUCACUUGAUAAAUCGAACGAUCGGUGGCG